Molecule: messenger RNA, 5185 nt
Organism: Linum trigynum
Lineage: Eukaryota; Viridiplantae; Streptophyta; Magnoliopsida; Malpighiales; Linaceae
Source: the annotation of a GenBank genome assembly
GUUGUACAUUAAAACACCAAUACUAUAUAGCAUAGUAGAAGUGCACCUGAAAAAUGUAUGAAUGAGUACACGCUAAACAUACAAUCGUGGUCCUCUUGUACAUCUGGAAUGAGAGAAAUAACCACCUGUGGAACAACAAGAAACGAGAGGAAGGGGAAAUUAUCUCGCAUGCCCUGAAAUGGCUUAACGAAUUCCAAAAUCGGCAAAGGAGGGCGACUCGUCUGCAAAACUCUCGAUCUCAAUCCUGGAUGCCGCCGGAACAAAAUCUCUUGAAAGCAAAUGUCGAUGCAGCCAUUUUCCAAUCUGGAGGACCUUGGAUGGGGAGUCGUUUUUCGAGAUCAUCGAGGUGAUUUCAGGCUUGCUGCAGUGAAGAGAACCCGACGGCGAUGACCCACGAAGAUUGCUGAAGCCAUGGGGAUGAUUUUCGCACUGGAGUUAGUGGAAAGAUUUGGCUUCAAUUGUCUGGAUAUUGAAUAAGAUUGUUUGUUGGUGGUUCAGAAAGUGAAAAGGGAAAUGCAAUCCACCUUGGAAGUGGAGGAAAUGUGCGAAGAGAUCAGACUGUUAGCCGAUCGGGUUGGAGAGGUGAAAUUCGGGUACACGGGUAGGGACUUCAACAGGCCGGCCCAUUUAUUAGCUCAUACAUUUUGUGAAUGGGAUUCUGAGGAGGUUUGGGCCUAGAGUCUCCCUUUAAGUGAAUUGAGAUCCCUGUCUCUUCUCAUUGAUAUCGUGUGAAUAUAUACAAGAGUGAUGGAACGGAAUUAGCUAUUCCUAAGUACAACAGCAACUACUCACUAGAAGUAAGGAACCGAAAACUAAACAGAAAUAACAAAGUGAAAGAGCUGUUAGGUUGUUCCUAGAAUAGCUCAUCCUUAUCAUCCCUUUCUUUUUGGCCCAUGCACUAUGUAAGGACCUUCAGUGUAUUCCAAUCUAAAUAAAUGAAGCAUGCCGAUGCUAGGAACAGAGUGGCUCAUUCGGUGGCUCGUCAUGCUCUGUUGUUGUCACCUUGCUAUCAUAGGGGGUUCGACUACGUUUCUUAUAGUCGAUAGGUUCUUUGUAAUCUGGGAUCGUUGAUUUUCCUCUUUUUAAGAGUGAUCGAUUGGCAAAAAAAAAAAAAAAAAAAUGCCGAUUUAAAAAAAAAAUACAAUCACGGUUGAUUUUAUUGGUUAUGGUCUAUUGACAACCUUUAUCGAAUUAAGAUAGGCAUGGACCGAAAGCAAAUGAAAAUUGAGAACCAAAACCAGGUUGAAAGUAUGUACAAUUUAUUUUGUUUGACUUGGUUAAGUCAAAAUUCAAUUUCGAUCCAUUUUUUUCAUCGUAUUUAAGAUUAUUUAUAAAAUUGAACCCCAAUCAAAAUAUUUGAACCGAUUCGAUGCAAUCCGAUCGGAAAUAGACCGAAUCGUUACCCUCCCCUAUAAAGAUUUUAGGAUGAACCAAAAUGAACACACCUUAAUAACACACCCUAGUGAGGUUGUAAUAUGUUCGUGGCAUGUCAUUGAAUUGAACUCAUUGGGGCAUCCAAACUUGAAUAGGCUCGUUAGAAAGUAACGAAAACUCAGUUUACUAGAGACCAAGAGGUCAACAUUUUCCUUCCAAAAAGGAAAAGAAAGAAGGGGAAAAAGCCACACAUUUGUCAAAAAGAGGGGGUGGAAAGAACAGAGAGGUUGCAUUGCAUGCAGUUCUCAUCAAGAUGGUUGUAAAGGGAAGAAUCUAUUGCUGAAUUUGGCGCCAUAAUUAUUACAAAAAACGAACUGGGCAUUUCAAAUCCAAAAACCCUAGCUAUGGUUUCUUCUUCUUCUGCUCUCUAUGAUCAGAACUCAGAAGUCAUUCAGAAUCUGCGUGUUCUGUUUUUGGCUAAGGAAAAGGUAAGCCAUUCCCCCCCAAAAGCCUAUUUUCUUUGCCUUACGUGUUGCAUCAUGCAUGGCUAUUGCUAUGCCUUCAUAGGUUUACUCCCAGUCCCAGUGUCAGUGAGUAAACCUUACCUGCUACCAUCACAGGAUUCCCAUUAGAAUGCUGAGUGGGAAUCAAAGAAUGAAAAACCGGUCCAAAAAGAGAUUCACACGCUGCCUUGCGAAUUGGUAUGUAAAGCAUCAACAAUCUUGUCUACUACUGUUCACUGCAGUCAUGAACUGACAAAAGAUACCUACUACUCAGAUUCUGAUUGUGAACAGUUUUUGGCCAUUCAUUCAUUCCACAUAAAAACUGCAUUGAAGGGAAAAGACUCCAAACUAAUAAAUCUUAUAUAUCAUUCUCCUCUUUUACUAUUUUCUGCAGCUUUAAAUUUGUGCAGGUCCUGGUUGAUGAACUAUAUGAAUAUGAACUGCAGUCUGAUUAAACAAGAAGAAGAAAGCAUAGAAAUAGGCUUUAAUAAACGCCUCACAAGUAAUGUUGGGCGUCCGUUGUUUCAAAAUUGUGGGCCGAUUUCUAAAGUGCUUUAAUUACUCUUACCUUGAGCUCUAUUACUGUAGCUCGGCUACCUCUAACACACACAAAACCAAGCCUAAUCUCCAUAGCCCAGCUCUGUCUCUGCUCUUUCGGCUCAAUUACCUUCCAUCUAAGCUAAGUUGCAAGGUAGGGGUUGCUGCUGCUUGCCUUCGCCUACUGCUCUCUCUGUACUCUCUCCCAAAUGAAGCGGGCACUGCACUGUUUCAACUUUGACUUAAAAGCAAAAAAGAAAAGUGAAUAAUGUGAAAUCUAGAAACCAAAAACAACUAAAGCGGCCAGGGAAAAAGCAAAAGGAGGGAGAGGGGAUAAGAAGUUAAAACGAUUUUAUGCUCAAAAGAGAAGUGAGGUGAUCUGACUUAAGUGAUAAUAUCAUUGGACCAAAUCCUUAAUCAUGAAAGAGCAGUAGAGCACCACCUAUGAUUAAUUUAUCGGACAUGCAAUGUUAUCCAUCUCGAUACUAGAUCACUCCCCAAAAUCCAUCUUGUCUCCUAGACACGUCCUAAUCUAUUCCUUGUAUUCAUGUUCUAUGCUUUUUUUUUCGAAAGUAAAUAACUAAUUUUCCAACAUUUUUUUAUUCACGAGAAUGAGAGACAGUAGAAGAUGAAUUUGAACCGGAAACUUUUGUCAAACAAGUUCAAGCACCUAAAGCACUAUCACCUUGUUGGCCUAACAGAUCCUAUCUUAAAAGUUUGUGUAUCUAACACUAGGGUGAAUGCUGAAUAUGAUACUACCCCUCAGUUACAUUUACUUACCCUCCAUUUUCAAAGUUCAAACACAGCACAGCAUGGUCUUAAAGAGCUCAGACACCCAAAAUGGAAACUGAGGGUUGCUGCAGCAACUGAGAGUUCAAAACAGAGAUUGAUUAACCCCCCUUCCUCCUUUACUUACCACCUUCAUUCAUGUCUUUUACCAAGUGCGAUCCAAAGAGGUCCCCUUGCUAAAAUCCCUCAUCUCUAGGCCUCCCCAAAAUUCCCUUCUUUAGCCUCUGCUCCUGCUUUUUAUAGUUGUCUGCUUCUAGUUUUUUGAACUGCUGCAAUCCCCAACAAAAGCGCAUUACCAUCAAUGAUUUUCCAGAGAAUAGAAGCUCAAAAUUUGGGACACCAAAAAGCCAAAGUUUUAAAGCAAAGGAAAAAGGAAAGUGGUCACAAGAUUCAGACUAGGUCUCUCUUUUGAAACACAAGGGCCAGAGGGAAGGGAAAGACACUAAUAAUAAUAAGUGAGAAACCCACGUCCCUAUUUAUCAGAAGCCCUCCAUCCAUCCCAACUGCCCUACAAAAACUGCUAGAAAGUGAGGAACCACCUCCAAACACCAAAUUCUCUACUUCUCCCUUUUCAUCAAACGUUGUUGUUUGUCUGUGUGUGUACUAGGAAGGAAGAGACAUGAAGUGGGGGAAGAAUAAGGUUGUUGCUUCAUCAUCUGCUUCUCGGCCGUUCUUGAUCUCUCAUGUGCUUCCGGCCUCUUGGCUCACCAAGUUCAAUCAGAUGAGCAUGGGCUCAGGGCAGCAGAGAUAUGCAACAAAAGCAGCGAACCCAAAAGGGAGUGGUGGUGGUGGUGGUAAACUGAAUUUGAACUCUGCCCUGCCUUUCAGCUCACCGAAUUUGAAUAGUGUCGGCGGCGGUGGAGAAGGGAGAUUCUACGGCGGUGAUGACGACGCCUUCUGGAGGCUGUCGUUUGGGGACGAAUGCCAAGCUUAUGGUGACAACAAGUACGUCUCAGAUGACGACAGCGACGAUGAAAAGUUCCCGCCGUCGAGUUGCCGGAGCUGCUGCGCCAGGUCAAACAGAGUGGGAACGAGAACAGGGGAGGAGGAGGAGGAAGUUGGGAAUUUUGGGGUUUUGCCGGCGGCUGGUACGAGAGAGACGGCAGUGGAAAUCAGAACUCCAAGGCUGAGAUCGGCGGGAAUAGAGAAGAAGGAGAAGAAGGCGAGGAGAUCGAAUUCGAAACGGCAAUUGGGUUCGGAAGAAGUUAUGGAAGCGAAGAAAAAACAGGGGAAGAAUGCAGAGGCAGAGAGCCCAGAAUUCAAGCAGCAGCCGGCGGUUUCAGAAUUAGAAGGCGCCGCGUGGGAUUCAUCCACAAAGGCGGAAAAUUUCGAGCUUGCGGCGGAGAUUCUCUCGUCGGCCGAGUGGGGCAAAGUGAAAAAAGACGCGAGGAAGUCUAUGCACAUAAGUGGCGAGCCGAUGCAGAGAAAACAGAGCAAGCAGGCUGCAGGGAAAGCCAGAGUUGGUUCGCCGAGGACGCCGUCCAAAGCCGAACCUUGCAAAAUCAGAGCAAUUGAAGAGAUGAAGAUGAGAGCUAAGAGAAAGUCCAAGCCGCCGGAGAAAACGUCGGCGGCGGCGGAGGGAUUUGAUUGUUUGAAGAGCUUUGCGGUGGUGAAGAGCUCGUACGAUCCGCAGAAUGACUUCAGGGAAUCGAUGGUGGAGAUGAUUGAGGAGAUGGGGAUUCGGAAGGCGGAGGACCUGGAAGAAUUGCUGGCUUGCUAUUUGACGUUGAACUCUGACGAGUACCAUGAGCUCAUUAUCAAGGUGUUCCGUCAGGUCUGGUUUGAUGUCAACCACGCCGCCACCUGUCAUGAUCGGUGAUCUUAGCUUACAGGAAAUCACCCGAACCAAGUUUGUAUGAUGGAAGAGGAAAAAGAAAACAGAAAUCGUAGUUGUAAGCCUGUAACUGUAAAUUUACCCAUGUUACAUGCAUGUUCUUGUUAACAUCCUGUAUUUUCUCCAUGAAUAAUAGUUAUCAGGGAGC